Messenger RNA from Drosophila serrata, 1658 nucleotides. It is a transcript of the gene Cyp6d5, whose product is annotated as Cytochrome P450 6d5. Gene Ontology annotation, molecular function: monooxygenase activity; oxidoreductase activity, acting on paired donors, with incorporation or reduction of molecular oxygen; iron ion binding. NCBI's taxonomy places the organism in Eukaryota, Metazoa, Arthropoda, Insecta, Diptera, Drosophilidae. The record is from RefSeq and is a predicted model, not a curated record.
CGACCGGUUAGUUUGAAUUUGACUCGCUAACAGUGCGGACAUCAAGAAUAUACAUAGUUGAGCAUCAUGAUCGGUAUAGUGCUGCUGAUCGGGGUCGUAACCCUGCUAUAUGUUUACCUAAAGUGGACAUUUAGCUACUGGGAUCGCAAGGGUAUUCCCUCGACGGGUGUGAGUAUUCCCUUCGGUGCCUUGGAGUCCGUGAAACGAGGAAAGCGAUCCUUCGGCAUGGCCAUCUACGACAUGUACAAUUCCACCAAGGAGCCGGUAGUUGGAAUGUAUCUGACCCUGAGACCCGCCCUCCUGGUUCGUGAUGCUCAGCUAGCUCACGAUAUACUUGUCAAGGACUUUGCCAGCUUCCAUGAUCGUGGCGUUUACGUGGACGAGGAAAAUGAUCCCAUUUCCGCGGGCAUUUUCCAAAUGGAGGGAUUAAAUUGGAAGACGCUGCGUAACAAGCUGUCGCCCUCGUUCACCUCCGGCAAGCUGAAGGCCAUGUUCGAGACCUCUAAUGCAGUCGGUGAUAAGAUGAUAGCACACUUGAGGAAACAACUGCCCCAGUCCGGUGGUAGCCAGGAGGUGGAGCUGAAGAGUCUAAUGUCGACUUAUGCCAUCGAUAUUAUUGCUUCGAAUUUUGGCCUGGAAGUGGACAGUUUUGUAGAUCCCAACAAUGAAUUCCUCUCGAUUAGUAAGAAAUUGAAUCGCAACAACUUUGAGGAUAUUGUACGAGGCACAACAAGUUUCCUAUAUCCCGGAUUGGAAAAGUUAUUUGUCCGAUUUGGCUGGAAGCAGGAGGCCACCGAAAGGAUGCGGGAAUUGUCCCAUCGUACCGUGGAUCUCAGGGAGAAGAACAACAUUGUUCGCAAGGAUAUGCUGCAACUUCUUUUGCAAUUACGUAACCAGGGACAGAUUAACACCGAUGAUUCCAUUUGGUCGGCUGAGAACUCUAACAAAGGCCUCAAGUCCAUGUCGAAGGAUCUUAUUGCUGGACAGCUUUUCCUGUUCUUUGUAGCUGGCUAUGAGACCACAGCCUCCACAUCAGCCUUUACUCUCUUCGAGCUCACCCAGAAUCCGGAGGCCAUGGCCAAGGCGCAGGAGGAUGUGCGUCACGCCAUUGAGAAACACGGCGGAUUGAACUAUGAUGCCAUUUCGGAUAUGAAGUACUUGGAGGCCUGCGUGUUGGAAACUGCCCGCAAGUAUCCCGCUCUGCCCCUUUUGAACCGGAUCUGCACACAAGAUUUUCCAGUGCCGGAUAGCAAGGUGAUGAUCAAGAAGGGCACACAAAUUGUGAUUUCUGUGAUAGGAAUGCACCGUGAUCCUGAGUACUUCCCCGAUCCGAUGAGUUAUAAGCCAGAGCGGUAUUUGGAUGAGACCAAGGACUACAAUCAGUCUGCCUAUUUGGCCUUUGGCGAGGGACCUCGUCACUGCAUAGGGGCCCGCAUGGGAAAGGUGAAUGUAAAGAUAGCGGUAGCCAAGGUUUUGUCCACUUUCAAUCUGGAAAUCCGCAAGGAGAAGACUGAGAUCGAGUUCGGUGUAAAUGGAGUGCCGCUCAUGCCCAAACAUGGAGUACCCGUUCGGGUUUCCCUCAAGAAUUAGAAACCUAAGAAACAACCUAAACACUCGUUUAUCUAGUAAAUAAAAUGCAUUUGAAAUAGAAAAUCUAA